Molecule: messenger RNA, 8695 nt
Organism: Pseudonaja textilis
Lineage: Eukaryota; Metazoa; Chordata; Lepidosauria; Squamata; Elapidae
Source: RefSeq, a predicted model, not a curated record
AGAGAGAAAAAGAUUUGCCAACUUUGGGGCGAGAGCGGAGAGAUUUAUUGUCUUAAGAGUUUGAUUGGAAAGUGGGUUGCGGCAUGGCCGACAUGGAGCAGAACCUCAGCCUGGCUGAUGCGCUGACCGAGCCCACUCCCCAAAUCGAGGAGGAAGUGAAACGCGAUUUCAUGGCUAGCCUGGAAGCCGAGAAAUUCGACGACGUGAUCGGGGAAAAAGUCGGCAAGACGGAUUACGUUCCUCUGCUUGACGACGACGAGCCGAAAGCCGGGAACCAGGAGGCGAGAGCCAAACCGCAAGCUGAGAACGUGGCUCCGGAGCGUCCUCCUGCAACUGGGCCAGCCGCCGUGGUUGAGAAUGGGGAUCACGGCCUGGAGGGCAGCCGCCAAGAACCUUCCCAAAAAAUCAUGGAAGAACAAAUGCCAUACAAAGAAUUCCUCAGUCACAACGACGCGUGGAAGGUGGAUGACGGCAGCCACGGCUUCGAGUCGCAGCUCGAAUUUAAGCCGAUGGACACGGCAGAGAUGUUUUCGAUGCCCCAUGAAGACGUGUCUGACCUGCUUCUCCUUUCCGAAGACAUGAUGGGUUUCGGACAAUAUUUUGGCGCUCCGAAGGAAUCCCACGCGUUGUCUGGACCCGUCGCUUCUCCUGAGGACCUCUGGUUGGGCACUCGUCACCUGACCCAGGGACAAGGCUCCUCCCCUUUCUUUGAAACCCCAGCUCCUCCAGCCUUUGGGGGUGCCGUCCCCACCAUGGAGCAGAUGAUGGGCUUUGAACCCUCACUGGGCCCAAGGCUCCUUCCUCCGACGACACUUCAAGCAGCAGGCUUCCUGGAGACUCCGGGGUCAAAAGAAUUAAAACCAGAGGACGAAGAUAUCAUUGUUCUCGCUGCCGACAGUUGUCCCAUGUUGGAGAAACCGGAAGCCGGGAGCCAGUUUCUUCCAGCUCCAAAGGACAAAACCCUGAGCCUACAUCCAGAAGACCCGAUCCACCUUCCCGCCCAAAAAGCAGAAGAAACCCAACCAUCACAUCCCUUUCACCCUCGAGAAGAAGACAGUCCGUUUCCCGACUUCAAAACAGAAGAUCUGGAGGGCUCUUCUACCCAACAUGUAGAGAAGAUCGAUCAAAGCCAGCUGGCUCUCGCCCAGCCGAUGCAAGAAGUGACUAGUCAGCUGUCUCCUGUCCAGAAGGAUGAUAAACCUCCACUUUCUCCUGGAUGGAAAGCUGAUAAGCCUCCACUUUCUCCUGGAUGGAAAGCUGAUAAGCCUCCACUUUCUCCUGGAUGGAAAGCUGAUGGACCUCCGUUUUCUCUUGUCCAAAAGGCUGAUGAACCUCCACCUUCUCCUGUCCAGAAGGCUGAUGAACCUUCACCUUCUGUCCAGAAGGAUGAUAAACCUCUACUUUCUCCUGGCCAGAAGGCUGAUGAACCUUCACCUUCUCCUGGCCAGAAGGCUGAUGGACCCCCGCUUUCUCCUGUCUGGAAAGUUGACACCCCUCCGCUUUCUCCCACCCAACCUUCUGAGAAAGUAGAAGAAACCAAGGUCUCUCUGAGUCCAGAAAUGAAGUCCCCUCCUUUGCUCAGUCAACCUGCGGAGGUUCCUCCUGGGCAGGAGGAUCUCGAUGAGAAGGAGAAGAAGGAGCCUCUCGGCACAUCUACAGAACAGCGGAAGGAACCGAGUCGGCCAGACCCAACCCAACCUGGAGAGCAUCUUCCAGGUCUUGCAGCAGACCCAGUGGGCUCCGUACUUGGGGAGAAGCUCCACAUGGAAACUCCGAGGUCAUUUGUCGACGAGUCCACCUUGGCCCAACCCACGGAGCCCUCUGCAGGAAAGCCGCCUCUCGAACCGGAAGGUGGACCUCCCGCCCAAAUAACACCCGCUGCCAAACCCAGUGACCACCGCAGGUUUGGCAGAGCGAAACCUGUCCAGGUGACUCUGGCAGAUGUUCCGCAAGAUCAACUGGCAGGUUCUCCCACCUUGACGACUCGCAGCCCAAGAAGUGGAGACUCCUUUUUCGUGGCCGACUUCGGCUCCGUCGGUGGAAUUUCUCCCCGUCCCAGGAGAUCCCCGAGGAAGGGAGCCGGCCAGGCUUUCGACGCUCCAGAAGGUCGGAGGGAGCUAUUGCAGGAAGGAUGGGACCCUCUUGACGCAUCGGCUGCCUUGAAGAAGAAGAAGAAGAAGGCAAAGCAGAAGAAAGGGCAGCAGCCACGUGGCGUGGAAACGUGGGAGGACAACACGAAGAAGUUAAGGAGCCCUCCGGCUGCUGGAGAGCCUCCAAACGUUCUCCAGGGAAGCCCUCAAGCAGCCCUGUGGGCCUCCACCGAAGUUCUCGGGAAAGGAGGACAACAACCGGACAGCCAUCAGCUUCCACCGCUUCCUCCAGCAAAGAUGGAAGAACCUUCCGAAUUUGCAUCGGACCCCAACCCCCCGGGAGAAUUGAGCCGAGUCAAACUGGCCGUGGACGAUGGCUUGGCAUGGCAGCCCCUGAGUCCCCCAGGAGAACUUUCUGAGGCGCUUCCAAAGCACCACACGGAGCAGAAGAAAAAGAAGGAGGCGAGUCCAACUUCUCCUCCAGGUCCUGGAGAACUGAGUCCCAUUGAGAAAAGGGUACAGUCGGGGUCUCCGACUCUGAAGAACUCCAACGUCGAUGCCUCAACUUUGGAGACCAACUCUGCUGGGGUGGGGCAGAAGGUUGAGGUCCAGACCGUAGACCCUGGGGUUGCCCAUGAGAAGGUUGCUCCAGACUUUCCAAGUCUUGAAAGGAAAGGAGAGUCGGUGGAGGCACCUAAAGAUCUUGAGAAGAUCUUCAAGAAGGACAGUGAGGUCAAAGAAGUUGUGACUCUUUCAGCCGAACCAACCCAAGAAGUGACUUGUUCUCUUCCUCAAGACAGAGAAGAAAGCACAGGUAUCUCAGGGACCCUCAAAGAAAGACCACGGAGCAGAAGAUCUGAUUUUCAUUCUGCCAAAACUCCAUUCGUGGUGGAAACCAAGUCCGAUCCAGCCCAACCCUUGUUUGCUGCUGAUACUCUUGGUGGUGGCCCACUGUUCUUCACCAGCCCAACAGAAGACCUCCUCGAUGUCCGCCCUCCAGAACAUCCAACCAGUCUCAGGUUGAGACACGACCAACCCAAGAAGAGGGGCAGUGAUGGGAAAAGCAGGAAAGGAAAGCAUCUCCCAGAGUUGGAAGAGAAGGUUGGCUUGAGCCAAGCUUCAACGGCGGAAGACAUUGAGGGCCUGGGCGAAAUCGGUUGGACAACCAGGACCCCGGAAGAAACUUUUUCCACCUCUCCAGGAGUGAGAGAGAAGCCGAAGAAGAGAUCUAGCGUGGGGAAGAGCAGAAGAGCUGAGGACAGGAGCUCCUUCAGACAACCAUUUGUCUCUACCACAGAAGUUCAUGAGAUGUUUGACCAAACCCAACAGAGACCAGAUGAACCGAAAGAAGGGAUGAAUGUCUUAGCUACAAGCCAACAGUUGGACAGCACUACAGACGGUGUGAAGCAAUCAAGUCCACCGUCUGUCACCUUGAGUGAAAACCUCGGAGGUUCUCCAACUGGACCUGGUCAAAGGGUUGACCUUCCUCCAUCAGCAUAUCCCUUUAUCUUGGAGGUCCCUGGAAAGCAGACAGAAGGCCAGCUUCUCCUAGAGUCGACGGUCCAAGGCCAGGAAACAGGCGGGCCAAAUCAAAACAAGGGACCCCCCUUGGCAAGCUCCCCUGGAGGAGACCCCGCCUUCGUGUGGGCCACCAACAAACCCAAGAAGAGAAGCAGCGAUGGGAAAAGCAAGACAUCUCACAAAGGUCCCUCCAGGGAACCCCCACUGGGCCUGGAGAAGACGUUGGAUGGGACGGUGUCUUCAAAGAACAAUGAUUUGGUUAACAAAGGUUCUCCUGAGAAGAAGAGCCAAGGGCUAGAACUUCCUGGCACCCUCCAACUCCCUGCUGAAAAACCGCCAGGAACGACGGGAGGAAAAGAGGAGAAGAAGGUUGACUCUGGGCAGCUGUCCACCUUGAAGGAGAAAGUCAGCACUCCUAAGACAGAAGAACUCCAUAAAAUCAAAGAAACGCCAUCUAAGGAGCAGGAAGCCAGCCGAGAUCAAGUUGGAGAAGGUCCGCCCAAGCCACAUUCUGUCCUCCCUCAAGUCCUGGAAGAAGUGAAGAAACAGGAGACCAAUGGUCAAAGUUUUCAAGUUCCUAAAGUCUUGGAGAUGAAGGCAGAACCUUCUGGUGAAGACCACCAAGGAGUUAAGAUGGAGGAGGUCCCCGCCUUUGAUGGCACCAGGAAGGAGCGAUCGGAACAUCUCAAGCAUCCAGAACCUCCAGGCCAGGUUCCUGAUAAGCUCUUCGUUGAUGGCACUUUUGGAGGACAAGAGAAAGGAAAGAGUAGACAAGAUGUGCGUACUUUGGAACCAUCGGUCCAUUUGCUGGGCAAGUUGGAUACCGGAACAGUCAUAGAAGAAGGUGAGAGAAAGAUGAAGACCAAAAAAGAUGGGGACCCUGAUCUUCCAGAUCUUCAACCCCCACUUGUGAAACCUGAAAAGAAGAAGAGUGGCGAGAAGAAAAGCAAGAUUAUCCCUCAGGAACCUGUGGUUGCCCAACGAACUAAGGAAGAGGUCAGCCAUGAAGAAGAACCUCAGAGGCUUGGUGGAUUGAGCUUCACCAUAGGAGAAGCAGAGGUCGUCGAUGAAAACAGGAACAUCAAAAGCUUCCCUCCUGGCCGUCCGCUGCAUUGGGAAGAGGACCUCACAAAUGUCUUUGACCCAGCUGGACCUCUUGAGGAAUCCACGUCCAAAACUCGAGGUCCCACCUGCCCGUUUUUAGAAGCUCACUUCCCCAAGUUGGCUGGCGAGCCAAGCCAGGAGCCAUUUUUUCUUCCCGAAUUCCUACAAUCUGCAAAGCCAGGGGAUCAGAAGAUCCUGGAGGAGCUCCAGGAGAACUUGGCCAAACUUGACGGUCAAGAGGCAGAAGCUUCCCUGGUCGUGAAAGCUGGGGAUGACAUCCGGGAAAAGAGGAAGAAGAACAAGCGGACCCCGGCAGACCGCCUCUUCAAAACGGAGAAGCAAAGCGGAGGAACGUACCUUGGAGACAAAAGCUAUGGACUUGGUUCACCAGAAAUGGUGGUGGAGAAGCUAGAGACGGCUCCUGGGCUGGUGGCUGAAGGAAGAGGUUGGGUUGGAGAAGGCAGUGACCUCCCUAUGGAAACCCAAACUCUGAAGGAAUCCAAGGAGGAAGUGUCAACUCCUCAGACCGUAAUGACUGUCUUCCACGGUGGUGGAACUUCUGAGCCAGGAGUGUUAGCAGAAGAUAGACGAGAAGAUGAAGCAAGGCCUUCUGAGCAUCCGGACCGUUUAGGAAGUCAGACAAGGACAGAUAAGGUCCUGGAGGACGUCCUUCUGGAGGAAGUGGGAGGAAGUGGGCUCGCUUCCGAUCAUCUGGUGUCGGACGACAAGAACCUGGCCAAGGGAGGUCCUCUCCUCCAACCAGCCAGCAAGGAGGAGACGGGACAACUUGGGAAAGCCCAAGAUGCGCCGAACUUGAGAUCGGCAGCCCAAGAACCACAAGCGUCAACUUCUCCGGCUGCCACUGAUCACGAUGGCCACAGGCCCACAGGCGAGACCCAGAAAGCAAGCCGGGCCAAAGCUCCACCACCAAUGAAAGGCUACAUGAGACCCACCAAGUCAAGAGGACUUCCUCUUCCUCCUCCAUCUGUCCCUUCCCCAAAGGAUGGAGCUCCGGACCUAGGCAGAAGAAGACCUCCCCGACCUGAUGGCCUCCACAGGCGAGACAAAGAAGAGGUGAAGGCACCUGCUGAGGUCCCGUCGGCAGAAGACACAGCUGCCCUUCCCAGCAAGGCCCUUCCCCCGAGCCCGGAGAAGAAGACCAAGCCUUUGGCCAGCGCCGGGGCUAAACCUGCCACAGCGAAAGCCAAGCCCGGGACGGCGGGUACUCCCACCGUCAAGCAGUCGGCUUCGGCCACGCUGGGCCCGAGCAAAAAGCCCCCCUCUGCGGCAGCGACCACAUCCAAACGCCUGUCGACCAGUGCCGCGCGACCCUCCAGCUUAACUUCCCGAGAGGCUAAACCGAAGGCGACCGACGUUAAGUGCCCGGAGAAGAAGGUCCCCCUUUCCAAGCCCAGUGCAAAGUCCCCCUUGGCCGCUGCCAGGAGUCCGGGCGGGGCAGCCCCCAGCGGGACGUCGCCCAGCCCGAGGACCGCGGCUGGCUUGUCACCAAAGAAGCCCUCCGCCAUCAAGACAGAAGUCAAAGCCGCUGAGGUGAAGAAGAUGCCAGCAAAGACCUCAACAGCUGAGUCGAGCCGUCCCAAGAGCGCACCUGUGUCGACAACCGCUUUCCCCACACCGUCGGGAGGCCCGGCCAGCCGUCCCAAGGUGAAACCCGUGGCUUCCAAGCUUCCUGGAACGGCUGGUAUCACGGCCGAAGCCAAGAAGCCGCCAUUGGCGUCCAAGGCUCUGCCCAAGAGCAGCCCGGUUUCCAAGCCUCUCCGGCCUUCCAUUAGCGUCUCCGUUCCGGAUCUGAAGAACAUCCGCUCCAAGAUCGGUUCCACGGAUAACAUCAAAUAUCAGCCAGGUGGAGGAAAGGCCAAAAUAGAGAAAAAGCUCGCCACGGCUACCCGAAACUCCGAACCCAGCAUAUCCAAAACCGCUCCCAAUACAUCCACUCUUUCUAAAGAGGGGCUUGCAAAGUCACCCAACGGGAAAGUCCAGAUACUCUCCAAAAAAGCGAACUACAGCCACAUCCAGUCCAAAUGUGGAUCCAAGGACAAUAUUAAGCAUGUCCCUGGAGGUGGAAAUGUCCAAAAUGUCCCCAAGCCAGCUUCAGGCAACAAAUCCCAGCCAUCGACCAACCCCAAGCCCAGCCCGGGCAGUACCAAUGUUCAGAUCCAGAACAAGAAAAUUGACCUUUCGAAGGUGUCUUCCAAGUGCGGUUCCAAGACCAACAUUAAGCAUAAGCCAGGUGGUGGAGAUGUUAAAAUAGAACAUCAGAAGUUGAACUUCAAGGGGAAAGCCCAAGCGAAGGUGGGCUCCCUGGACAACGUCGGGCACGUGCCAGCCGGGGGCACUGUGAAGACUGAGGAGGGCAAGGAGGCAGCCCCGGAGAACGAAGCGCCCCCAUCGGGCAGCAGUGCCCCACAGGAGAAUGGCGCAGGGGCGCUUGUGCCGUCACAGGGCAAAGGUGAUCAAAGCUUCAAUGACAGUGAAAUCGAAGAGACAAAUUGAAUCGCACAAGUUGACCUUCCGUGAGAACGCCAAGGCACGCACGGACCACGGGGCAGAUUUUGCGGCCUGCACCGGCAGCCCCUCCUCCUCCUCCCCACCACCACUGAGCACCUCUGUCAGCGAGAGCCUGGGCACCAACACCAACACCGCCAUGUCCUCCUUGCCCCCGCGGCUGCCCUGGCAGGCUCCCCUCGCGGAAGAGACUUCUGCUGCGCUCUCUCGGCCAGGCUUGUGACUCACUUUCCUGCCCCGUUUCCUACCCCCCACCCCAAAUGUCCCCCCCCCCCAGAAUCUCAGCUUGCCUCCCUUAAUCCGUCACCGCCCACCUGCUCGGACUUCGGUGGGGCUGCAGUUAAAUAGUUUGCCAGUUGAACCUUUACGCGAUUCCUGGACUCGAUGGGAUGGGGAGACCUUCUGGACAGGGAGUCCUCCUCCCCCUCAGGCCUCCCCAGUCUCAUUUCAAAUCCUUGCUUAUUUGAAUGCCGGGAUCGAAGUGCAAAUUGCGAAUUGAGCACACAAAUAUUGGAUCCUUCUUAGUGAGCCGCGUGGAAAACCCAGCUCAAGACAACGAGAAAGGGGUUCAAAGGCUGAUGAGAGUUAAGGGGGGCAAGCUUUCUUCCUUUCUCUUUCCAACUUUCUUCCAUCCCGUGGGUCUCCUCUGCACCCCGUUUAGCGCUCUCACAUAUAACGUCAUGCUCAUUAGCAACCCCCGCAAACAACGCCUAACCUUUUAAUUUUCUCGUUCUUCCCCUUGUGCCCCAACGGAGCAGUAUGGCCGUGCCGAGCGUGAUCCCUGUGGCUUCCCCGCCAGCUCCCGCUUCUCUCCCCGCUCAUCCACACCGCCUUUCCCCUGCGCCAUAGGAGAAUUAAAACAAAAACAAAAAAAACCCCCGCACCAUUAUCUAUCUGCUGUUGCAGCGCUGUUGGCUUUGUUAUCCACAUAUCCUGCCAUUUUAAACCGUGUUCUGUUUUUGUUUUCUUUUCUUUCUUUCUUUCUUUUUUCUUUUCUUUGGUGUGGUGGUUCUUUUGCGUGUGUGUUUCAAAAUAUUUGGAGAACGAUGGAGCCAAGGGACUCAAAAGCCACCUCCCCCCGGGGGUGUGUGGGAUGGAUAGUGGAGAUGAAAGUGGACAGGCGAGCAAGUGGGAAGAUGGGCGCUGUACGAGAAAACGGAUGAUGUAGAGCUGGGUCUUUGCAAAAAAUGGCUUCCUGGUGGGCAUUGAAAGUCGGCCACUCCUGCACAAAUACUGGGUGGGUUUCCUUUGAGAUACCCCUGCCUUUGCAGGUGGUUUCCAAAAAAAUGAAACACCAGGAAUCUUGAGCGGUCCAUAUUGAGGAUCUGUUCCGGAGAUUUUGCGACCACCAAGGGACACUGACAUGCACUGGAAUGUCGGAGAAAAAAUUGGGUAGGGAGACAGAGAAAGUGUUUGAAGAUCCGAAAACGCCGGGCUGUGCAGGAUGGGAAUCG